UUAUAGAAUUAGGCAUUUGCUUUAUAGUUUUUAAAAGUAUAUUGUCAUUUAAAAUGAUAUACAUUCAGUGAUCAGUGAAAAUAUGAAAUUAUAAAUAAAAUAUGAUGUACACCACUACCAAAAGAAUGGGGUAAAAGAAAUAAAUAUUUUUAUCUGCAAGAAUGCAUUGACAGUAAAGACAUUUAUGUUACAGAAGAUUUUGGUAACACUUUAUUUCGAUGAUCCACUUUAAAAAAAACUACUAAUUAUAAGUAACUUUGCAAGUACAUCAACUUAUUCUAUUAACCCAAACCAUAACACCUAACCUUAACCUAACAGUCUACUAACAGUUUACUACAGUCUUUUGUAUUAAAGAGACAAUCCCUCUGCUUCCCCCUAAAGUCUUGGCGCACUGGUGAGGAUUCACAGGUAACCUCUUGUGAAGUAUGAGCCCCUCAAAACUCCUGCCCAUAUCUUAAACCAUAGGCUACACACGUGUGACAGUAAUAAUGGCAGGGCAAUAAAGCACAAUUAUGUGACGUGUACAUAAGCGAGGAGAUGGCAAGGAUGAUCAUGUUUACCUUUUGCUCUACUUAGCAGUCAGCACAGCGUUUUCUGCAACAGCUUCUGAAUCUGGAUCAAUAGCUUUUAAGGAUGGUAUGCUAAAUAUUCUGAUAGAGGUAAUAAACAUUAAAUUUGAGGUUUGGAUUGUUCUCUGGAGGUAUAAUGCAGUUGAAGACCUGCUGGUUUUGUAAUCUUUUUACAUUUUAUUUCUUGAUAUCAAUGGUUCAGUCAGAUCAUUCUGGUAGGAGUGGGAAAAGCUGUGGCUGCAUUUGGUCUCAUAUCAACUUAGACUUUGUCAAAAUAUCCCUGUUAUGGUUUGUGAUUGUCUUCUACACCUUAUUUGGGGCUGCUGUCUUCUCGGCCCUCGAGAGACCUUCAGAGCUGGAGGCACACUGCAGAUGGAACAGACAGCUGGCUGAAUUUGUUCAGGAUCACCAGGUUCCUUUGGAGGACUUGCGUGAGCUGCUGGGACACUAUGAGGGGGCCAUUGCCGCUGGCAUUAGAAUGGAACCACGGAGACCUCGAUGGGACUUCUCAGGAGCUUUUUACUUUGUGGCAACUGUAGUUAGCACUAUUGGUUUUGGGAUGGCAGCACCCGCUACCCUCAAUGGAAAAAUCUUUCUUAUCUUCUAUGGGCUGAUAGGCUGCUCAACCACCAUCCUAUUCUUCAACCUCUUUCUGGAACGCAUGAUAACGCUGAUUACAUUCCUCACACGCAGUUGUCGGAAGCAAAAACAAAGGACAAAGCUGAGUAAAAAACAUAUUGUCCCACAUUUAAACACACAACCAAAAAAUGAAGAUGGUCAGGAGGACUGGAAACCUUCAGUUUACUAUGUAACCCUCAUUUUGGCAUCAGUUGCACUUCUUGUGAACUGUGGAGCAUCGGGCCUGUACUCGGCUAUGGAGGAUUGGAGCUACCCAGAGUCUAUGUACUUCUGCUUUGUAGCUUUCAGCACCAUGGGUUUCGGGGACAUGGUGAGCGGACAGAAGGCCCAUUAUGAAGCACGUUUAGUCUACCAGAUAGCCAACUCUGUAAUGAUCAUCCUUGGCGUAAGCUGCACAUACUCUCUUUUCAGCGUCACUGCCAUCAUCAUCAAGCAGAUGUUGAACUGGAUUUUGUCCAAGCUGUUCAGUCUGCAUUGCUGUCAGUCUCAGGGCUGCUGCUCCGUCACAGGUCUGAAAGUCAAAGUACCGGCCAAUCAGCAGAUCCAGAACACAAGCAACCAUCACGGCAGCUGUCAUAUGGUCAAGGCCUCUCACCCUUCCAAGAGCAAGUGUAAGUGUGCCAGCACUGCAGUAGAAACCGUGUGCCAGUGCCAGGACACAGUGAACAGCGGCCCAACCUUUGAACAUGAAAUCAGAGAUUUGGAAAAACUGCCAAAGUAUUAUGCAGAGAAAGAAGUUUUCAGUGCUGUCAGCAAGAACUAUCACCUUAUGCAUCAUCACAGUGUGCAGGAGGAUGUGAGAACAGUUACACCGUCAAAUCUUCAGCAGCAAGGGACAAACAUUAAUGCAAAACCCAUACUGUAAAAAUAUACUGGUAAUUUAAAGGGAAAUUUUUCACCCAAAAAUGAAAAUUCUGUCAUCGCUUACUCACCCUGAACACAAAUGAAGAUAUUUUGAAGAAAAUGGGUGACCAAACAGAUGGACCCCAUUGACUUCCAUAGUAUGGAAAAAAAUACUAUGGGGUCCCAUCAACUGUUUGGUUACUCAUAUUCUUCAAAAUAUCUUCAUUUUUGGGUGAACUAUCUCUUUAAGUAAAAUAAUUGUAGAAAUGCGGUAAAAACCUGUAAACGGUUUUACAUUACUAUGUGAAAAUGUGAAUUAGAUUUAACAGGGUAAUGAAUUUAAGUUUUUAUUUAAGAAUUUAAAAUUUGUAAGUUUUGCCUCUUUGUCGCCAUCUCUGUUUGAAACCUGCAAUUGCAAUUGAGGAAUUAUCAUCUUUACCUGGGUUGUGCAUCAACAUGACUUCUCAGCGUGGAUGAAUCUAAUGCUUUGAGAAGAAUGUGUGGCUGUCAGUCACUGCACCGGUGGAUACUGUACUUCGGAAAGACAGGUUGUAGUUUUGGAAGUAUGACCAAAAUAAGAAUUUUCACUGGAAAAUGUCAUCUGAACAAGUAACAAAUCUGUUACUUUUGUUUUGACCAACUAAGAAAAAAAAGCAUAACAAUAAAUCGUGCUUAAUCACAUCAAA
This is a messenger RNA of Ctenopharyngodon idella (grass carp), 2737 nucleotides long. RefSeq names its product potassium channel subfamily K member 13 (gene kcnk20). Gene Ontology annotation, cellular component: membrane. The coding region runs from base 706 to 2073 and encodes 455 amino acids. Gene Ontology annotation, biological process: potassium ion transmembrane transport; stabilization of membrane potential. The transcript is spliced from 2 exons. Lineage: Eukaryota; Metazoa; Chordata; Actinopteri; Cypriniformes; Xenocyprididae. Gene Ontology annotation, molecular function: potassium ion leak channel activity. The record is from RefSeq and is a predicted model, not a curated record.